Messenger RNA from Rotaria sp. Silwood2, 1275 nucleotides. The record is from the annotation of a GenBank genome assembly. Lineage: Eukaryota; Metazoa; Rotifera; Eurotatoria; Philodinida; Philodinidae.
AUGUGUAUAGAUGAUGAGUGCUAUGAUACAUAUUAUGAUGAUACAGAUCCAUUUCAAGAUGAUAAUAAUAAUAAUUAUACAACAAAUAUUAAUGCGAAUGAUCCAGAACAGUUUGAAUAUAAAGUUAGUUUAUUAAAUGAAGUUCAAGCACGUUUUGAACCAUCAACAUUUUCAUCUUCAUAUAUUCAUACAUCAUCUAUACCUGAUAUAUGUUCAAUUUGUUUUAAAAAUCAAACAAAUUUUGAAUCAUUAGUAUGUAAUCAUGCAUUUUGUCAUGAUUGUUGGUCACAAUAUAUAGAUACAAAAUUUCAAUAUCAAAAUUGUAUAAAUUACGAAUGUAUGAAAUGUGAUAAACGCAUACCACACAAUUUUGUUUUACAACAUUUAUCGUCAGAUAACCGAAAAGAAUUAUAUAAAAAAUUAGUCGUUAAAGCAAUGAUUCAAAAUAAUCCGCAAAUGACAAUAUGUCCUGGAAUAUGUGAUCGAGUAUUUGAAGCAAUAGAUAAACCUAUACCAGGAAAAGUUGAAUGUGAAUUAUGUGGCUUGAAAUUUUGCUUUCAAUGUUCAUUGAGUUAUCAUGCACCGGCUAGUUGUGAUAUAAUGAGAAAUUGGUUUAAAAAAUGUCGAGAUGAUUCGGAAACAGCAAAUUAUAUUUCAGCAAAUACAAAGGAUUGUCCAAAAUGCAAAGUGUGUAUUGAAAAAAAUGGAGGUUGUAAUCAUAUGUCAUGUUUUUCAUGUAAUCAUCAUUUUUGUUGGAUGUGUCUUGGCGAUUGGAAAACUCAUGAAAAUAAUUAUUAUGAAUGUUCAAAAUAUCGUGGACAACCACAAUCACAAUUGGAAACAAUACAAAGUCGUGCUCGUGAAGCACUUAAAAAAUAUUUACAUUAUUUUGAACGAUGGGAUAAUCAUCAACGAAGUUUAAAAUUAGAAGAACAAACAAGAGCAAAAUUAUUAGAAAAAAUUGAACAAAAUAUCAAUGCACAAAAUGGAACUUAUAUUGAUUGGCAAUAUUUAGAAAAAGCAGCGGAUUCAUUAGCAAAAGCACGUUAUACAUUGAUGUAUACAUAUCCUUAUGCAUAUUAUCAAGAAGAUACUGUUGAUAGAACUCUUUUUGAAAAUAUUCAAGCUCAACUUGAAGUUGAAAUUGAAAAUCUUUCAUAUCAAAUAGAACGUUCAACAACACAUAAUCGAGGAGAUAUUGAAAAUCAACGACAUAUUGUUGAACGACGUCGACAAACAUUAUUACUCAAAUAUUUUCCUAAAUCAAACACUUAG